UUUAUAUAUAUGCACACUCAUUUUCAUUUUCAUCCUAGCUCAUUAUUCUCACUAUCUAGCUAGCUAGCUAUAUAUUAUCACACCACCAUAUGACAACCAACAUGACAGACGAAGUUCCGCACAGAGAGCCUUUAGCAUUGAAAGACUACCAUGACCCGCCACCGGUGGCAUUUUUUGAUACCAAAGAGUUGGGCAAGUGGUCGUUCUAUAGAGCUCUAAUUGCCGAGUUCACUGCCACGCUUCUCUUCCUUUACAUAACUGUCUUGACAGUUAUUGGUUACAAGAGCCAAAUAGACACGAGCUCGAACCCUUGUGGCGGUGUUGGCGUCCUAGGCAUUGCUUGGGCAUUCGGUAGUAUGAUCUUUAUUCUUGUUUACUGCACUGCCGGUAUCUCUGGUGGCCACAUUAACCCAGCCGUGACAUUUGGUCUAUUUCUUGCUCGUAAGGUGUCACUGCCCCGAUUGAUCCUAUACAUUGUGGCCCAGUGCUUAGGAGCCGUUUGUGGUGUGGGUUUGGUCAAGGUUUUCCAUAAGAGUUACUAUUACAGAUAUGGUGGUGGUGCCAACGAGCUAGUCGAUGUCUACAAUAAAGGUACCGGGUUGGGUGCAGAGAUAAUCGGCACCUUUGUUCUUGUCUACACCGUCUUCUCAGCCACCGAUCCUAAAAGGAACGCAAGAGAUUCUCAUAUUCCCAUAUUGGCACCAUUACCCAUUGGAUUCGCUGUGUUCACAGUUCACCUAGCGACGAUUCCUAUCACUGGGACGGGUAUCAAUCCUGCUAGGAGUUUCGGAGCUGCUGUGAUUUACAAUAAGGAGAAAGCCUGGGACGAUCAAUGGAUAUUUUGGGUUGGACCAUUCAUUGGUGCCGCCAUUGCCUCCUUCUACCACCACUACGUCUUGCGAGCCCAUGCUUAUAAAGCAUUUGGAUCGUUCAAAAGCGGCGGCCACGUUUAAGAUUUCAAUCGACAACGCAACCUAGCUUCUUUCUUCAUGAUAAAUUCAGAAAUAAUUAUCUAUAAGAUGUGUCUUUUAGGUUUUUAAUUUGAAAAUGCUUUAGGGCUACAGGGUGUUACCCUUCGUCUAAAGCUUUGUUAUCAAUUCAAGUAAUAUAUAGCUCAUGUUUCUUUCCUUAUUA
Erigeron canadensis is the source of this 1134-nucleotide messenger RNA. RefSeq names its product aquaporin PIP2-2-like. The coding region runs from base 90 to 953 and encodes 287 amino acids. Gene Ontology annotation, molecular function: water channel activity. The transcript has 4 exons. Gene Ontology annotation, biological process: transmembrane transport. The record is from RefSeq and is a predicted model, not a curated record. Lineage: Eukaryota; Viridiplantae; Streptophyta; Magnoliopsida; Asterales; Asteraceae. Gene Ontology annotation, cellular component: plasma membrane.